Molecule: messenger RNA, 1572 nt
Organism: Cyclocybe aegerita
Lineage: Eukaryota; Fungi; Basidiomycota; Agaricomycetes; Agaricales; Hemipholiotaceae
Source: the annotation of a GenBank genome assembly
AUGGCGUCCUCCUCCUCCCUUCCCCAAUCCUCUCCCCACUCCCUAACCCUCCGCACCCUCCGCACCCUAACCCACCUCACCCCCCUCCUCCCGCUCCUCUCCCUCUCCCUCCUCCCACGCACAAAAGCAUACACAUGGGCCUUCGAGAGGACAGCCCAACAAUGCCAGAACCUCACCAUCUCCGUCUCGGGCUCCGACGGCCGCCCGCCUUAUAGAGUGUUGAUACUCCCGUUUGGUCCGAGCCCACUGGAGGGUAACGUAGAGGUGCGGAGGAUCCUGGACGUUCCGUUCCCCGGGGAGGAAAGGGAGGUGAGCUUCCAGCUGAGGUAUCCGGAGAGCUCGCAGUUCGUCGCUGUGGUCAGCGAUGCCUCAGGCUUUGGCUCUGGUGGAACGAGCGUCGCCGCACAGGUGACAGCGUCGUCCGACAGCUCGUGUUUCGACCCAACGGUCAUGGUCUCUCCGCAAUUCGUAUUCUCGAUCGAACCCGCAAAUCAGAUCGUGCAGUGCGUGGACACACGAAUAUGGUGGGAUCCAGCGAACGUACAAGGCACACCCAACUUCCUCGGUGUCAUCCCCGGCGGGCAGUCCUUCGCCGUCCCCCAGGGACAAAUCACCACCGUCCCCUCGCAGGGCACGGGGUUCACCUGGAAGCCCUCCCUACGCGGUGGGACGACGCUCAUACUCGUAGGCGGGGACAGUAGGGGCAACGGCACGGGGGGCAGCACGCUGAAUGUUGUUAGUUCGGGGAUCCAGAACGAUGGGAGCUGUUUGUCGAAUAGCAGCCCGAGCUCGACGCCUGGGAGUCCGGCUGGGGGGAGUUAUCCGACUGGGACUGAUGGGGGGAGCUCCUCGGGCAGCGGCGGCUCUUCCAAUGUCGGGGCCAUCGUCGGCGGUGUCAUCGGCGGCCUCGCACUCAUCAUCGCAGGCAUCUGCCUCCUCUGGUUCCUCCGCCGUCGUCAAUCCGAGCAGAAGCGCGUCAAAGAACGCCCCGUCGACCUACUCAACGCAGACGACGAUGUCGGUGACGAAGCCCCGCGCAACGGCGCCGCGCGCACGAACGAGCUCCCGCAGUACUACCAGCCCGAGCCCUUCCUCGUCCCCGACCCGACGCUCCCGAGCAGCACGGAGGGCACGAGCGCGGGUGAUGAUCUGGAGAGCAGGCGCCCGCUCAGCGGGGGCACGACGAUGAGCUUCUACACGCGCACGGGGACGCCGGACCCGUCUAUCUCGGGCGUCUCGGGGUCGGGGUAUGGGUAUGGGCUGGGUGCCGCUGGAGGCGCUGGCGGUGGUGGUGGAGGGGGUGGGUCUAGCCAGGGAGAAGGCAGGAGGAAGGGGCCCCUCCGCCAGAUGCGGCCUGUGAAUAUCAUCCAGCACGACGAUGCGGGCCCGAGCUUGCCGGAUACGGGGGGGAAGGAGGACGAGGAGCCGGUGACGAUUGAGCUGCCGCCUGCGUAUACGGCUGUUGGGCGGACGCCGCAGGGUGUGGCGACGCCGCCCGCCCAGACGCAGACGCCGGCGGCGGUGGUUGAGCAGGAGGCGGUGGCGAGGGGUCAGCAGGCUGCUGGUGCGUAA